Molecule: messenger RNA, 225 nt
Organism: Parnassius apollo (apollo)
Lineage: Eukaryota; Metazoa; Arthropoda; Insecta; Lepidoptera; Papilionidae
Source: the annotation of a GenBank genome assembly
AUGACAUCCUUUCAAAGUAAUUCUGAGACUGUUACAGCUGGAAAUAACAUGGAGAUGACUGGCCCAAUAAAUAACGAUCAACAGCAGCAAAAUUAUAGUGAAGCAUUGUUGGAUCCAAUUUUCAGUGGCCCGUCAGGCCCCACAUUAGAAUUCGUACCUGCACAUCUUUCUAAAGAACAAAGUACAGUCCCAGUAGAUUAUUGUUCAGAUUAUUCUGUACACUGA